AUCAUGUUGCCUUCCCAAGAAGCCUCCAAGAUCUACCAUGACAAUUAUAUGCGCAACUCCCGGGCCAUCGGGGUGCUGUGGGCCAUCUUCACCAUCUGCUUCGCCAUCGUCAACGUGGUGGUGUUCAUCCAGCCCUACUGGAUCGGCGACAGCGUCAACACGCCGCAGGCCGGCUACUUCGGCCUCUUCCACUACUGCGUGGGCACCGGGCCGUCGCCCAGCCGGGAGCUCACCUGCGUGGGCAGCUUCUCCGACUUCAGCUCCAUCCCGUCCGGAGCCUUCAAGGCGGCCUCGGUGUUCGUGCUGCUGUCCAUGGUGCUGAUCCUCAGCUGCAUCGCCUGCAUGGCGCUCUUCUUCUUCUGCAACACCUCCACCGUUUACAAGACCUGCGCCUGGAUGCAGCUGCUGUGCGGAGUGUGCCUGGUGCUGGGUUGCAUGAUCUUCCCUGAUGGAUGGGAUGCUGAGGUGAUCCGGGACAUGUGCGGGGAGCAGACGGGGAAAUACUCCCUGGGCGACUGCUCUGUACGCUGGGCCUAUAUGCUGGCCAUCAUGGGCAUCCUGGACGCCCUCAUCCUCUCCUUCUUGGCCUUUGUCCUGGGCAACCGGCAGACAGACUUCUAUCUCGACGACUUGCAGACAGACAACAAAGAUUUUGCUGUGUCAAGGAUUGAGGUUCGGGACAGAAGAGAGCCAAGGUAUGGAGUGCAGCGUCUUCACUGAGGACAACUUCUCUUCUCUUCUCUUCUCUUCUUUUCUCUUUUUUUCUUUUAUCUUCUCUUCUCUUCUCCUCUCCUCUUCUCUCUUCUGUCGUCCAUCUGUCUCUUUCCCUCUCCUCUCUUCUCUUCUCUCCAAUGAUCAGGAUAUCAUCCAAUCGCAAUGCAGACACCAAGUG
Molecule: messenger RNA, 892 nt
Organism: Thunnus maccoyii (southern bluefin tuna)
Lineage: Eukaryota; Metazoa; Chordata; Actinopteri; Scombriformes; Scombridae
Product: LHFPL tetraspan subfamily member 4 protein-like
Exons: 4
Coding region: 4-720 (238 amino acids)
Biological process (GO): gamma-aminobutyric acid receptor clustering; sensory perception of sound
Cellular component (GO): postsynaptic membrane; plasma membrane; inhibitory synapse
Molecular function (GO): GABA receptor binding
Source: RefSeq, a predicted model, not a curated record